AUGACACGACCAGAAACUAUAAUCCCUCCUGAACCAGAAUCUCCCUUCCCUAUCACUCAUGAAUCAAGAAUCAUAAGUGGGUUCGGUAGAGGUUCAUCUGAAUUAGGUAUACCCACCGCCAAUAUCCCCAUCACUCCUGAUUUAAAUCAAUUAGAUACGGGUAUAUACUACGGAUGGUGUAAAGUGAUUCCUCAUGUUCAAGAAAAUGAUGAGAAAUUUAUUCGUAAGAAUGGUAAUGAGGUGAUUAUAAAUCAUGGUCGAACCCUUUGUAAAUCAGAAUUAACCAUUUUACCUAUGGUGAUGUCGAUUGGAUGGAAUCCAUUCUAUCAUAAUAAAGAAAAAGCAGCCGAAGUUCAUAUUAUCCAUAAAUUCGAUUGUGAUUUUUAUGGUGCUUCUUUGAAAUAUAAUGUAUUAGGGUAUAUUCGUCCUGAAUUGAAUUAUACUACCAAACAAGCUUUAAUUGAUGAUAUUAAUCUUGAUAUAAGUAUUGCAAAGCAAGUGUUAUUAGAAAAAGAAGCUUAUCGUCAAUUUAAAGAUAAGUUGUAA
Molecule: messenger RNA, 546 nt
Organism: Scheffersomyces coipomensis
Lineage: Eukaryota; Fungi; Ascomycota; Pichiomycetes; Serinales; Debaryomycetaceae
Product: riboflavin kinase
Exons: 1
Coding region: 1-546 (181 amino acids)
Biological process (GO): riboflavin biosynthetic process; FMN biosynthetic process
Cellular component (GO): mitochondrion
Molecular function (GO): riboflavin kinase activity
Source: RefSeq, a predicted model, not a curated record